ACGUUGGAAGGGUCCAUUAGUGAUGACGUCGGUGUGUCUCGGAAGAUGUUGUAGCUAAAACUUCAGAAAUAUUACGCGUUGUGUUUGUUUUUUUAAAGUUAAUAUCAACACGUGUUUACAAAUGCGUAGUACAUAUUAUAAGCCCCAGAAUGGCACAAACUGCAAAUAUGCCAAAUUAAAAGGUUCGGGUCAGGUUAAACCAGACCCUGCUGGCUCAGACAUGCCUCAGAAACCACAGAAGAGCUCUCAGACUGCACACUACAUCGAGCUGGGAAGUUAUCAGUACUGGCCUGUACUGGUGCCCAGAGGUAUCAGGCUGUACACAUACGAGCAGAUCCCCCCGUUUCUGAGGGAGAACCCCUACAUCACAGAUGGAUACAGGGCAUACUUGCCCUCCAGGCUGUGCAUCAAAAGCCUCUUCAUCCUGUCCAAUGAGACGGUGAACAUCUGGAGCCAUCUCCUGGGCUUCCUCCUCUUCUUCUGUCUUGGGGUGUACAACAUGGCCUCGGUGCUGCCGGCUGUUGGCGCCUCCAGAGAGGAUUAUGUCAUCUACUCCAUUGGACUCUUCUGCUUUCAGCUGUGUAUGCUGUGCUCGAUGGGUUACCACCUGUUCUGCUGCCAUCGCUCAGAGAAGACCAGCCGCCGCUGGAUGGCGCUGGAUUACGCCGGUGUUUCCAUCGGCAUCCUGGGCUGCUACGUCCCCGGAGUCUUCUACACCUUCUACUGUAAUAACUACUGGCGGCAGGUGUACCUGGUGACGGUCCUCGCCAUGAUCCUGGCUGUGUUCUUCGCUCAGAUCCACCCUCAUUAUCUCAGCAAGCAGUGGAAGCAGCUGCGCUCGAUCAUCUUCUGCUCGGUGACCGGGUACGGCCUCAUCCCCACCGUCCACUGGAUCUGCCUCACGGGAGGUUUCUCCUCUGAACUCGUCCAGGCGUUUGUUCCUCGGGUCCUGGUGAUGUACUUCAUUGCAGCACUGGCUCUCAUUUUCUAUGUUUCCAAAGUUCCUGAGCGGUACUUCCCAGGUCAGCUGAACUACCUGGGCUCCAGCCAUCAGGUUUGGCACUUGCUGCUAGUGCUCAUGUUUUACUGGUGGCACCAAUCAACAGGCUUCAUCAUGGCGUACAGGCACAGUCAGCCGUGCCCCAACACCCCCCAACACGCCUAGAUCGCUGCUCAGCACGCCAGGACUGCAGCUCCGAUGAACCGUCGUCUGCAGAGACUCUGUUCUGGUCUCGGUCCAUCAGUUUCCUCACAGAUGGACUCUCUAACCUGUGAGUCUCUGUGAUGAGGGAGGAAGAAUAAAUCCAGCGUGUGACGUGACGUUUAAGGAAUUCAAGCUAAUAAGAAACAAUACGGACCUCUGCCUUGGACUGACAGCUCACCUGAAAUCACUCAGACUGUCACCUUUAUAAACUCCUUGAGGACUUAAUGUUUGUUGGUAAUGUUAGUUUUUCUGCCUGGAAAUGAACCCGUGUCCAGCUGUUUUUAAAGCUUGAAAGCUGCUUCAUCUGAGAGCAGAUUCAGGCUCGUCCCUGAAAAAGGAAAUGAACUAAUGUCAGUAUUAUUAUACUACGAGUAAACAGACUCCAGAUUUCUGACAUCUUCUUUAAAAACAGACUCUGAAGUCUUUGUUAGUGGAAAUGAUCAAAGCGUGGGGAUGAUGUUCAGACAGAACAAACCAAAGAGUUUUGUGAAAUAAAGUGCGGACUCAGUUUCAUAUAAAUGUACCCGCUCUAUUUCAUACCUGAAGCUCCGUUGUUGUUUUUUUAAGCUGCUCACUUCCUGUUCAAACUGAUGUUCAUUUAUAUGUAAAGAAUUUCACAGGAUGCUUGAAGGGGAACUUUAAAUAUUUCAGUUAUUUUAUGUUGUUCGCCUUUAUCAGUGGUAACUCUGUGGGGUGAGGGUGGCUGUGGGGAUGCUCGUAAAGUUUUAUAACUGCGUCCCAGCCGAGAGCUACAGGAAUAAGUCCUAAAACCCAGGAAGUGUUUCAGUCUUCCACCUUCGUCCAGUUCAGUUCUGUGUUUACUUCCACAUAAUAAAAGAUGGGCGUAGCUUCCUGGCCCGCUGUCCUGACCUCAGUCUGGUCAUAAUGAAUAAAAUGUGACGUCAGGUUUGGGUCGUCGUAAAAAGACGUCAGCGAUGGCCACUUGAGCUAUAAGGAAACCUUCACCAUCCCUGCAGCGCUAUGAACGUCGAUUUGUUACUACAAACUGUUUUUUGAGCAUUUGAACAAUCAAACUUAAGUUCUAAAACCCUAAAACAUCAGAUUUUGUAAUUAAGCUGGGACAGUUUUUAGAUUCACGUGAUUUAAACAUUUCACAUGAACUGCAUUAAUAUUUCUGUGUAGCGUGCGGCUCUGAGAUCGACUGUAAACUCUGAUCACG
This is a messenger RNA of Haplochromis burtoni (Burton's mouthbrooder), 2384 nucleotides long. RefSeq names its product progestin and adipoQ receptor family member IIIa (gene paqr3a). The transcript is spliced from 8 exons. Gene Ontology annotation, cellular component: membrane. NCBI's taxonomy places the organism in Eukaryota, Metazoa, Chordata, Actinopteri, Cichliformes, Cichlidae. The record is from RefSeq and is a predicted model, not a curated record. Gene Ontology annotation, molecular function: signaling receptor activity. Bases 122 to 1165 code for a protein of 347 amino acids.